AUGCCAGGAAGACCCAAGAAGUAUCAGAGGAAGAUGGGAAAAGAUGAGGACAAUGGAAAACAUGUUACUGAACAAGUGCAAGAUGCAACACCUAAUCAGGUGAGACUAAGCAAGAAAGGUGUGACAAUGAGAUGUUCAAUUUGCAAACAACCAAACCACAAUUCAAGGGGUUGCCACAAAAAUACAAGGACUGAUGUGCCUGCUCCAAUUCAAAAAGAACCAAUAGCAAAGAAGAGAAUGAGAAAGAGUCCUAGCAAAUCCAUUGUUGAAGAGAAUGAUUUUCAGAGGAUAAGAAAGAGUCCUAGACUAAAGGAGAAAGCCCAGAUAGUUGAAGGAGUCUCAGAGAAAAGGCCACAAAAGGAGAAAGGCUUCAAAGCUGGAGUGCCAACAAAGAAAGACAAUGAAGUUGGAAAAUCAUCACAAGAUCCAGGAAAGGGAAAAAGAAAAGAAACAAUCAUUGUUGAAAAUGAGGGUGUGAAAACUAAGCUGCCAGUGAAGAGGAGUUUGAGGCUUCAAGCACAAAUGACUAAUGUUACAGAUAAUAGAGACAUGGACUAA
Striga asiatica is the source of this 558-nucleotide messenger RNA. Lineage: Eukaryota; Viridiplantae; Streptophyta; Magnoliopsida; Lamiales; Orobanchaceae. The record is from the annotation of a GenBank genome assembly.